AUGCCUAAUCAAGAUCGUAAAAGUAGAAGCCGCUCUAGAAACCGUGGUUCGCGUUCUGGGCACGGUGCUGCACACUCGAGUGACGGUAAUUCUGGUUCUAGGCGCCGAAAGUCUCAUUCUAGGCGUAUUUCAAAAAGACAUAAUUCCCCUAAUAACAUGUUAACCGAACAAAUGCAACAAAUUUUAAAUUGUUUAACUGUAUUGGAAGGGCAACGUAGCUCCUCACCGCCGCGAACACAUGAACCGAGCGCAGGUGUGCCUGCGCUGACGCCACCACGGCUGCGACCUCUGACCACGACUGUAGUUGAGCAUCAGAGGUCGGUGCUUGAAGGUCGAGAGUCAGCUGUGACGUCUUCACCAGGGCGUCCCGUGAGUGCAAUUACGGACCGUGACGCCAGCGGGACUGAUCGUAUCAUCGACGCGAUACGUUCAAUCAACACGACGAUCAUGCCUCCUCGAAAGAAACUAACUCGUGAAGAACAUCUUGAAAAGAAGCGUCUCGCAGAACGAUUGAGAUACCAACGCAUAAAAAAUGAUCCCGAAAAGUAUUCUCAACAGAAGGAAAAGGAAAAGAAGAAAUAUGAAAGAAAAAAAGAGAAGGGAACUAUUAAGACCGUAAACCAAAUGACACCCAGAGAACAACGAAAAGCCAGAAAGAUAUGGAGAGAAAAGGCAAAACAGCGGAGACGACGUUUAGCUCUUCAACAUAUUGAAAAUGCUCCUGCUACCAUACCUACUUCGGACAACGAAAAUAUUAAUCAACGAGCGCAAGCUGGACAACGAAGAUCGAUCCAGGCAAGGCGAGCAAGAAAUAUAUUAAUAAAAAAACAGGUAGCUCAAAUCGCUCAGCUUAAAUCAACAAUACAAUGUUAUAAAAAAAGACUUCAGAGAUCCAAAAGACAAAAUAAUAUGGAGAUAGAGAAAAGUCCAGGUACAAGGGUAAGCGCAUUACUUUCUUCACCAAAAUCGAGAGAUACUGUCAAGAAAAAAAUAUUAUGUGGAGAAGUUCUUUCUCAACAAUUAAGAGAUAAUUUUUCGGAUCUUACGACUCAAAAAGAGCAAAGACUGUUUCAGAUAAGUGGAAAACUGGUUUCAAAAUAUAGAGUUUUAGAAGAAGACAAGAUAUUAAAACCUAUUCAGAAAAGAAAAACUAAAUUAACUUUAAUAGAAGCAAAACGAAGCAUAAGAAAAAAAUCGAUAAUUUUGAGAAAAACUAUAGAAAUUUUCAUGGAAGAAGAUUCAAACAGUAGAGUGUGUGCUGGUAAAAAAGACGUUGUAACAAAACAAGGGGUAAGAAAACAGAUGAGAGUUAUGUUGGACACUUUAAUAAACUUAUACAAGCUUUUCAUAAAAAAAAACGGCAUUAAAAUUUCCUAUGCGCUUUUCUGCAAGUUUCGUCCGUUUUGGGUUGUCCAGUCACGGUACGACAAACGUAACACUUGCUUGUGUGUAAAGCACAGCAACAUUGAAUUAAUUUUGAAUUGUCUACACCAAGCAAAGAUAAUAUCAGUGUUAAACUACGUGGAUCUUCUAAAUACGUUUUGUUGCAACAGAUAUAAUGAAGAUUGUCUUUCGAGAAAUUGUGAGACCUGUAAAAAUAAAACACUUUGCUACAAAGAAUUUGAUAAUUCAUUUCCACUACUCUAUAAAAAGUGGCAAUCUGUACCUCAAGAUUAUGUGGAUGUAAAAACUAAAAAGACGCGGAAAAUUAUGAAGUGCGUAAAAAGCACAAUAGAAAUAUACCCCCGAGAUUUAAUUUUACAAUUGGAAAGUAACACCGAAAUCUUACUUCUACACGAGUUCAAUAUUGUACAUCAAUAUAUGGCUAUGAAAUUAAAAAAGGAAACAUUGACAGAGCGAGAUGCUAUUAUUCAUGUUGACUUUAGUAAAAAAUAUCAAACCAAAUACGCUGAAGAAGUGCAAUCCUUCCAUUUUGGAGGCUCGAGAGAGCAGAUAAGCAUCCAUACGGUCGUGGUGUACACCAAAGGAAAUAAUGGAGACACAAUGUUCCUGUUAUUGCACCUUAUCGAAAAAUUUAUCACAUUCACCACCAGCAAUUUGGGCACAUUUGCAGCCUAUACUCGACAGUCUUCCCGCACAAAUCGAAAACUUGAAUUUCCUAAG
Molecule: messenger RNA, 2124 nt
Organism: Brenthis ino (lesser marbled fritillary)
Lineage: Eukaryota; Metazoa; Arthropoda; Insecta; Lepidoptera; Nymphalidae
Source: the annotation of a GenBank genome assembly